UUACUCUAUACACCUGUCUGGCGAUCCAUUAUCUCGUCUUCCCACAUCCUUGCCCUUAUUGAACUGGUGAAAUUUUCUGGUUACUACUUUGUCUGCAAACCUGACAUCUCAUGGCCUUCGAUUCGGAAAACGAGGUGUCCGAUAUAACCUCAUAUACCGAUGAUCAUGGGUAUGGUGUCCAGCACCCAGAUGGAUCGAGUCAAUCCACUUCGGUGCAACCCGGAGACUCAGCAGAAACAUCAUCAACUUCCAUUUCCACACCAGCUAUAGCAUCAACCACUCUGACCAGCUAUGAGUCUGACGAUGCUUUCGCUUCACCAACAUCGUCACCGUCGACCGAUCCAGCGAGUUCAGGAUCCGGAGGCAUGGCCACCAAAACUAAGAUCGCGAUAGCUGUCCCCGUUGCUGUUGUCGGAGCUGCGAUAAUACUCCUAGUAAUCUUCCUCCUCAUGAGAUGGCGCAAUCGCCGACAAAGAAAUGCCCUCCAAGCCGCCAAUGUCGAGCCGAGCCGAGCCCCCGAAGCAGCUUUUGUCCCUCAAGAAGAACCCAGAUGGAGCACUGCACGAUCACCAACUCACGAUAUGCCCUUUGAAGGACCCCUCCCCGGACAAGCCAUAUCACAGAAUUACCAAAUGGACAUAGUCCCCGACCAAACCUCCAGGCCCAGAAGCCAGCCUCUCGACUCUAACCCUUACCACGCGCAAGCCGGUCUUGCUGUAACCACCAUGCCGGAACAUGAAGCCGAAAACAGCCGCACGGCCCUCACGGAAAGAAAUGUCGCUUCGAAUGAAACAUCGCACAAUUUGCAGCGGCCGCAGUCGCCUUUCGCCGAUCCCCAUGACGAUGCGAUAUCUCAGAUCUCGGGUGUGAGUGGUGGGCGACAGCACAGGCAGACGCAGGACGAAAUGGAUGACGUUUCUUCCGUAUCGUCUUUCAAUGAUGAUGACCGUGGACCGGACACGCAUAAUGGUAUACGUCGGUAGAUUGUACAUAGCAUUGUAUACUUUGAAUUAAGCUUUCUUAGUUUUAAUAUCUGAACUUAUAGUUUGCACUAAUGGCAUUGAAUCUACCAUCUACG
Aspergillus wentii DTO 134E9 is the source of this 1078-nucleotide messenger RNA. RefSeq lists its product as uncharacterized. The record is from RefSeq and is a predicted model, not a curated record. Lineage: Eukaryota; Fungi; Ascomycota; Eurotiomycetes; Eurotiales; Aspergillaceae. The transcript has a single exon. The coding region runs from base 111 to 983 and encodes 290 amino acids.